Linum tenue is the source of this 2177-nucleotide messenger RNA. Lineage: Eukaryota; Viridiplantae; Streptophyta; Magnoliopsida; Malpighiales; Linaceae. The record is from the annotation of a GenBank genome assembly.
UGGUUAAGAAAUGGGCCACAUUGUAAGGCCCAAAACUCCAAUUCGUUCUUUCCAGGUCUCUCCGUCUUGCUUCUCUAAUGUACAUUUUCUCUUCCGUCCUCUCCAGACAAAAAAUCUCAGCUUGGUGGAUUGCCUUGCUGCUCAGUUCCGGUGAGUUCCUCCGGCAACCCUGAAUCGCCUUUCUCUCUAUUUUCCAUAUUCCCCCCGCUUACGGAUCAAUUUGAUGUUGGAAAAUCUGUCACUGCUAAAAGUGCUUUCUUCCUCCUAGAAAGCUGAAUUGCCUUGCGGGGGACGCGGCGGCGGCUAUUGCUUUUGUGAUGUGGGGGGGGAGGGGGAGGAUUUUCUCAUUCCUUAGGACUUGACUGUGUUAAUGCUCAGUGUUGAACUUCGAUUCUUCUGUACAAGGAGUCGAUUUAGAACUGAUUCCGCUCCUUUUUUGUUGUAUCGUUGUGUAGACCUGCAAGUCCCCAAUUCUUCUCCCGGUGGUUUCUGGGUAUCUUCAGAGGGUUUUGUGUGGCUGCUGAACUCGAACCACAAUGGGGAUCAUUGAGAGGAUUAAAGAAAUCGAGGCCGAGAUGGCUCGUACCCAGAAGAAUAAAGCCACAGAGUACCAUCUUGGUCAGCUCAAGGCGAAAAUAGCAAAGCUUAGGACACAGCUGUUGGAGCCUCCGAAAGGUUCUAGUGGAGGUGGUGAUGGUUUUGAAGUUACAAAAUUUGGUCAUGGACGAGUUGCACUUAUCGGGUUUCCAAGUGUGGGGAAGUCGACUCUUUUAACUAUGUUGACGGGGACCCAUUCGGAAGCUGCAUCAUACGAGUUUACAACACUUACCUGUAUUCCUGGCAUCAUACACUACAAUGACACAAAGAUUCAGCUGCUUGAUCUUCCUGGAAUCAUUGAAGGUGCUUCCGAAGGAAAAGGACGUGGAAGACAAGUUAUUGCUGUUGCAAAGUCUUCGGACAUAGUUUUGAUGGUUCUUGAUGCUUCCAAAAGCGAGGGUCAUCGUCAGAUAUUGACAAAGGAACUGGAAGCCGUGGGAUUGCGUUUAAACAAGAGACCCCCUCAAAUUUAUUUCAAGAAGAAAAAAACUGGCGGAAUCUCUUUCAACAGUACUAUGCCUUUGACUCAUGUUGAUGAAAAGCUCUGUUACCAGAUUCUACAUGAGUACAAGAUUCACAAUGCAGAGAUCCUAUUUCGUGAGGAUGCCACAGUGGAUGAUUUUAUAGAUGUGAUCGAGGGUAAUCGUAAAUACAUGAAGUGUGUAUAUGUCUACAACAAGAUAGAUGUUAUUGGUAUUGAUGACGUCGACAAUCUAGCUCGACAGCCCAAUUCUGUUGUCAUCAGCUGCAAUUUGAGGCUCAAUUUUGACAGACUGCUUGCAAAGAUGUGGGAGGAAAUGGGGCUUGUGAGAGUCUACACAAAACCACAAGGCCAACAACCCGAUUUUGGUGAUCCCGUGGUUCUGUCAGUAGACAGAGGAGGUUGCUCAGUCGAGGACUUCUGUAACCACAUCCACAGAAGUUUAGUCAAGGAUGUGAAAUACGUGCUGGUAUGGGGCAUCAGUGCACGACAUUACCCGCAGCACUGUGGUCUUGCUCACGCUCUUCAAGAUGAGGAUGUUGUCCAAGUUGUCAAGAAAAAGGAAGGGAAUGAAGGAGCGAGAGGCCGGUUUAAGUCGCAUUCCGAUGCUCCUGCUCGGAUAUCCGACAGACAAAAGAAGGCGCCUUUGAAGCAAUGAACAUUGAUCGAGAGACUGGUUGGCAUCGAAUUAGGACCUGAGGUAGUUGGCAGCACUGUUCUUGUUAUAUGUUUGUAUCAAAAUCAUGCCGAGGAGCCCGUCUUGAAUGAAUGCUUUGCUCAUGUUUUCACUGCUGCAUGAAUCAAGAGGACAUAGAUUUGAAAUUUUGUCACCAAUGGUGGGUGCUUGAGAUGAAUACCUGUUAUAAAGUUGGAAGGAGGCACGAUCUAUUAUAGAGUUCUGUUGGGUUGUUGUAGUUGUUUUGUUUUACCUUGUCCUAUUUUGGUCAUGUUCCCUCUGUAUGAGCGGUGUAUCUAGCAUCUAGUACAACGCUUCAGAGUGCUACCUGUUUUAGAAGGCAAAAGCAACUAUCUUGACCCUAACAGUUAGAUCUCAAGCAUCAUAUUCAGAACCGAUGGAUGGUAUGAAUGAUGAACUAGU